Molecule: messenger RNA, 578 nt
Organism: Hibiscus syriacus
Lineage: Eukaryota; Viridiplantae; Streptophyta; Magnoliopsida; Malvales; Malvaceae
Exons: 1
Coding region: 217-387 (56 amino acids)
Source: RefSeq, a predicted model, not a curated record
GGAUUAUAAUUGUGUUUCACGAUAAAUAACAAGUUUGCUCUCCUAUACCUUCCCAUCAAAAUUCGGAUCUUCCGGAUGCAUCGCGCAACUUUUUGGUUCAAUCUUUAGCAAAACCCUAACCCCCAAAAAAGUCAAUCCCAACAUUCUACUCCAAAAAUUUCUGAUCCUAAAACCCGAUCCUUCUCGAUCCCAGAUUUACUGCAAUUGAAGCGAAUCAUGGGCAUAAUAAGAAGCAGUUUUUCGUUCAUCGUAGGAACAGCUUGCGGGAUUUACGUUGCCCAAAAUUACAAUGUUCCCAACAUCAAGAAGCUGGCGGAUACCGCACUCUUCAUGGCCAAGCACGUCGAAGAGAAGUACCGCAAGCCCAAGAACAGGGACGACGAUUAGCUCUAUACGAUCCUGUUUUCUGAAACCCUUAGAGUCAACAGGUUCAAUUUUAUUUUUCUCUUCUUAAUAUGGGAAAGAAAAAGGAAUUAUUUUUUCAGAUCAAAUGCGAUAUUGGAAUUUUGUACAAGGGAUUACAAGAUAACUUGGUGACAAAAUUGUUGCAUAAUGUUCAAUUAGUUCUUUUCAUUCAA